Molecule: messenger RNA, 1956 nt
Organism: Phytophthora nicotianae INRA-310
Lineage: Eukaryota; Oomycota; Peronosporomycetes; Peronosporales; Peronosporaceae
Exons: 1
Coding region: 223-1773 (516 amino acids)
Biological process (GO): mannan biosynthetic process
Cellular component (GO): Golgi apparatus
Molecular function (GO): alpha-1,2-mannosyltransferase activity
Source: RefSeq, a predicted model, not a curated record
CCCAGCCUAAUGCAGAAUCCGCAUUGCGGAUAGAAGGGAUACCCUAGUUAUUAAUACUAGGUACAUACCUAGUUGCCCUCGUUAUCGAGUUAGGUAUGCAGCGGGUCUUCCUAGUCACAGUUCGCUUAACGUGGUGCAGGCGCCAUUUCAGUAUCUCCCCUCUCAAGUGCAAGCUUUCAACCUGCACAGCGUACCAGCCAGAUUCCCCGGGUUGACACAACAAUGUGGACUCGCAGCGUGAUCAUCUCCGCAUUUGCUUUCGUUGUCCCUUGUAUUCGUGCGGUUGUGGAGAUUAGUGACGUGCUACUAGACAGCAACAACUCAUUACCAACCCAGGUCAGACCGUUGCCACCCGCAGAAAGUAUAUCUCGGCAUUUGCAGUGCGUAGGCUGGAGAGCUACGAGCAAAUGUACCCCCGAUGGCCCUCGCGAACCUCAGGACGACAGAAGCUGCGCAGAAGUCAUCGCUGGCGGUAGCUCUGGAUACUGCGAGGUUGAAGACAUGGAAUCGGGUGAGCGUUUCCAAGUGAUGCGAUCACACUGCAACGGACUACAGCACAAAGCGCUUUUUCGCUGCUCGGAGGCCCCAUACUUUGCAGGUUUCCGCUCCAAUGCCCACGCUGUUGUGCAGAAGGCACAAGUUUCUGGCUUCUCAUUGCCAAACGGUGCUAGCAAUGGCCAGAGCCCCCGCGACGGAAUCGUCAUGGUUGUCGACCCUAAGCUCUUAGCAAGCGCCUACGCCGGUAUCCGCGUGCUUCGUGAUGUCUUGAAAUGCCGUUUGCCCAUUGAGAUCUGGUUUCACAGAGACGAGAUCGAUCAGGACUUCACGCUACUGGCACCAUUACAGAAGCUUUCCAUCUAUGUCGGGGGAAUAUCGUUUCACCCAAUCUACAACCAGCGCGCUAAGGGAAUUCUGUCCAAGGUCUUCGCCAUCUACAACAGCCAUUUCGACCGCGUGCUGUUCCUGAAUGCCGACAACAUACCAGUACGUGAUCCGACGUUCCUGUUCUCUUCUUUGGAGUUCGAAAACAAUGGGGCCAUUUUCUGGCCGGAUUUCUGGCAUCCUCGUCGUACGCUUUUCAAUUUACAUGCUCAGUCAAUGGUGUGGGAACUUCUGGAUUUACCGUUUGUUGACAUGUUCGAGCAGGAGAGUGGUCAGCUACUAGUGGAUCGUACUCGUCAUGCUGUUCCACUGGAACUCGUGUACUUCUACGCGUUUAAUGAACCGAACUACUUUCAGAAACUGGAUCUUGUGCACGGAGACAAGGACCUGUUUCGACUUGCUUGGAUAAAGCUCGAGGCUCCAUUUCACAUGAUUGAAACGGUUCCUGCAAUGGCAGGUCGGGUCAUUAACGGUUCAUUCUGCGGAAUGACUCGGGUGCAACACGAUGCUGAUGGAAACGUGCUAUUCCUCCACCGCAACCAGCACCAACUCACUGGAGAGCGGGUAGAAAAACCGGUGACGGAGAAUGAAAAGACGGGUAGCAUGGCGACUCAAUCACCAGAGACUGAAAGCAAUGGUGAAUCUGACGAAUACCCGGACCCGGUCAUCUGGACGCACCUCAUGUCGUUCAGCAAGAACAUUAGUAAAGAAUUCUACUCGGUAGACUCGUAUCGAGCGUCGCCGGAGUUCCCGCUGGGGCAACCAUGCUACGGUCGCAGACAUAUCGACAACCUUGAAUUCUUCGAACUGCAAGAGUUUUCGAAGCAGGAAUUUUCGGGAAUUGAAUCGGAUUUGAGGCAUUACGCUUUUGAGGCGACAAAGCGGCAAUAGGACAAAAAAACAAGUGUUUUUUGCGCAUUUUUUUGGUACCGUAAAUUGCCACCCUACCCAUUUCAAGAAUUAAUGUAUCCAAAAGUAAAUCUGAGUAACUCAAAUAGUAAAUCAGAGUAAUGUAGGCUUCAUAACUGUGCAAUCGGUGUAGUUCCCACAUCCUUAACAAGGGUUCCUUAUCAU